ACCACCGUGCUCGCGGUGGUUCUGUACUGUGUCUGCUCCUCGUCGAUGCUCAUCAUCAACAAACUCGCGGUUGGGCACAUUGGCGCCCCCGCGUUUGUCACAUUCAUGCAGUUUCUCGUGACGGCCGUCGUUGUCAAGGUGGCGCACUUGUGUGGCCUCCUCCAGGUGGACGCCUUUGAUUGCACCAAGCUGCUGCACUUUUCCAUCUAUGUCGUCGGCUUCUCAGCCGGCACGUGGACAAACAUGAAGGUGCUGAUGACGGCCAACGUGGAGACGGUCAUUGUGUUCCGCACCAUCGCGCCGCUGGCCGUCGCCUUCUUCGACUACAUCUUCCACGGGCGGGACCUGCCCUCGUGCCGCUCGUGCCUCGCGAUGGGCAUCAUCGUGGCGGGCGCCCUCUCAUACGUCCUCAACGACAAGUCAUUCGCGAUGAGCGGCCUGCGCGCGUACGCCUGGGUGGCGGUGUGGCUGGCCUUCCUCGUCUUCAACCUCACCUACGGCAAGUACCUCAUGUCGGGCCUCGGCGUCUCGAGCUGGACGGCGGUGCUGUACAACAACUCGCUCUCCAUGGUGCCCACCCUUGUCUUUGGCCUGCUCGGUGGCGAGAUGACGAAGCUGCAGGCUAUUGAGUGGACGCCGAUCGGCGUCGGGUGGCUGGCCGCCUCGUGCGUUGUGGGGCUUGGCAUCUCGUACGCAGGCUUCAAGUGCCAGUCGCUAAUCUCGGCCACGAGCUACACCGUGAUUGGCGUGCUGAACAAGAUGUUUACGGUCCUCGUCAACACGCUGAUGUGGGACAACCACGCCUCCGCGGCCGGCAUUGCGUCGCUCGCCGCAUGCCUGGCGGGCGGAGCGCUGUACCAGCAGGCG
This is a messenger RNA of Emiliania huxleyi CCMP1516, 867 nucleotides long. RefSeq lists its product as hypothetical. NCBI's taxonomy places the organism in Eukaryota, Haptophyta, Isochrysidales, Noelaerhabdaceae. The transcript has a single exon. The record is from RefSeq and is a predicted model, not a curated record. Gene Ontology annotation, cellular component: Golgi apparatus. Gene Ontology annotation, molecular function: GDP-fucose transmembrane transporter activity; antiporter activity. The annotation marks the transcript as partial.